AUGUUCGGAGAUCUGAAUCCCAGACUGGGAGUAAUUCCUCGAAAAAUUCGUUUACCUCUUAGAGAAAUUUUUCCUUACAGAAUUUAUAAUUGUGCUGUAGGAAGCGAGGAAUGUGGUGAAGUUGUUGGAGUUGCUGUAGAUGACAGUUCAGAUAGACAAGAUGGACAACGAAUCCUGUUACUCGUUCAACUUUCCUCUGGAGCAGUUCAAUUGCUUCAAGCACCUGUUGAUUUGAACCAGCCUUUUCAGCUGGUAAAUUCUGUGCCUAAUGGAAUUCGUCAAGUUGGCGGCUUCAUUGACGGCCGUUUUUUAAUUCUAACAGAAGAUGGUUACUUUGGAACACUUGAUUAUGACCUGACCAAUAUAAAUUUAAAUUUUGCUGUCCGUGAAAUAAACCAUUUAAUGGUUGCUGACAGUGUUUCUCCUUUCGAACGAAGAUUUCUUCACUUUGAUGGGCCUAUUCAUUUUGAUGAAAAAACGGCACAGUUGCGUUGGUCGGUUGUUAGAGGAGAUGGAGGGGAAGUUAGUCCGUCAGCAACAUCCUCAGAGGAUGAUUCAAAAUCACCUCAACUAAUACCUUUGCUUUACAAAUUAUCUCUCUUUCGUGAUGGAUUUUCUGGCAAAGAACCUAAUUUAAUUGUUUGUCAAGAAAACAGUUUUUCAUUGCCUCCAAAACUUUUACAAGCUUGGAACUCUCGACAGCGCUUUGAUGCUCAAGUUGAAGCUAUUAGUCCGUGGAUCCGUGUUUUGGCUAACCAGACUGGGCUAAAUGCAGCUACUAAACCCCCAACUGCCCCAGAAGGUGUGCGCAUCUAUGCUACACAACAGAGGACAGUUGACGGAAGUCGCGCAAUUAUAGACAUUUUUUGGCAUGAACCGAGUGAAUGGAAUGGGGAAAAAUUAGGAUAUCAAUUAAACUGCACAAUUACACAAGGAGCAACUAGCAGUAGCAGUACUUCUACAUCAUCCUCUCAAGGAGCAACUCAAACAACAUCUGAUCCGAACAGUUCCCCUACCCAAUAUAUGAAUGCUACACUAAAAAGUAAUCAUCGCUCCUUUUCAUUUACUGUACGCUCUGGAAAAGUUGGUUGUCUAGUCUAUGCGAUUAAUGAUCAACAACUAAUUGGACCAGCUUCUGCGUUGGCUGAUAUCGACGGGAGUGAGUUUAAACCCCUGAUCCGUCUUUUUGCUAUCGAUUCAACAGAAUCACUUGUAGCUAUUCAAAAUUGGACAAUAGAAGUAUCAAAAAAUGGUGCGAGCAUUAGAAAAUUGCGUCAGAUACCAGUUUCUAAAGAUCGAAGAAGACAAACUACACAACAGCAACAACAACAACAACCAUCUCAACAACAACAACAAAUGCUCCAUUCAUCUCAAUAUCAAUCACUUACAUUUGUUGGAAAUGAGCUUUAUGCAAUUCGAAAAGAAACAGAAAUGUUAUCAUCAUCUUCUCCUUCCUCCCAAUUAUUUUUGGUUAAAUUGGAUAUUAAUCAAGUUGAUCAGGUCGUUUAUAAGGUUGGAAUUUAG
Messenger RNA from Meloidogyne enterolobii, 1524 nucleotides. Lineage: Eukaryota; Metazoa; Nematoda; Chromadorea; Rhabditida; Meloidogynidae. The record is from the annotation of a GenBank genome assembly.